AUGCCGCAACUUUGUAGAGAAUAUGUGUUCGUCCAUCAAUCGGCCAUCGUCAAGAACAACCCGAGAAAGGCUGUACGUAGUGUGGGAGAUGGCGAGGUCGUUGAAUUCGACGUCGUUAUCGGUGAAAAGGGUCACGAGGCAGCCAAUGUCACUGGCCCAGCCGGUGAAGCAGUAAAAGGUUCACCUUACGCCGCAGACAAGCGUCGCGGAUAUCGCGGUAUUCACUGGGUGUAUCCGAGACGUGGCAAUGGUCGACCGCAAAAUCGUAGAUCACGCGAAGGUCAAGAGGGUUACGAACAAGGAGAAGGAAAGGUCGGCGAUGACGCAAACGCCGAGGGAGGCGGCCAGCCACAGCAGCAACAGCGUCGCUAUAGGCUGCGUCGUCAUUAUGAUGGUUAUUACCGUGGAGGACGGCGUUCCGGGCCCAAUCCAUCACAGCAGCAAGGAGAUGCUGGCGAAGGUGGUGAGCAAGCGGAAGGAACCGGCGGUGAAGGUGGAGCUCCGCCUCGCGGUGGUGGUCGUGGACGCGGUGGUCCAUCACGACGUUACUUCCGCCGCAAUUUCCGCGGAGGAAGAGGUGGUGGUCCGCCACGACGUCCUCGCAGUCAGGAUGGCCAGGUGACCGAUGACGAGGCUGUUGGCGAGAGUGCACAACUUGAUAAUUCGCGGAGAAAUCCACAACCACGUUACAGACGACGAUUAGUACGACGACCUCGUGCGACGUCGAGCCAACAGACGAACACAGUAGAGAGCUUAUCAUCUGCGGAGACAAAACGCAAAUCCUCCAAUCCCGCUUCCUCUCCCGUCACGUCUCUUCAAACACAGGUUACCGAUAUCCCUUCCAAGUCCUGCGAUAAAUCCCCCAAGUCGGAGCAGAAGUCUGAUGCACCUAAAGAUUCGGAUGCACCUGCCGCUGCCCCUGCUCCACAGGAGAGCCAGCCGGUGCAGAACACCACCACCGAAAGCACCGCCUAACCGAGACAGAGUAACGCGCUAUUACCGCAGGACACUCCUUUUUAACAUAUAACACCAACACCCGUUAUACGCUGCUACAUCGACAACAAAACAAUUGCAAAAAAUCCAAAAAAAUAAAACAAAAAAAAGAAAUCAACAAACACUACUCCACACUCUCUCCACGAAAGCAAAUUAAAAUUAAGAUACGUAUGAAAAUUGAGAAGCGUACAGUUGUGCUUGACGGAUUCUUUGAAAGAUAACAUAGUUUCAUCCCUGAUAUCUAGGUCCGACUUAAGUUAUUUCGCUGGAAGAACUUGUUGAGAAUAGCCGUAUGCUUCUCGGAAAUUCGGACAGAAAGGUAAAGCAAUUACGGAGUACAGAGCGAUGAAUUCGAGCGCGGCAAGAGAUAGAUAUAUCUAUAUAUAUUUUUUUGUUUUUGUUUUUGUUUUUGUGUAUUUCUUGUUUCGUACAUUACUUCUAAUUUGUCUCCGGCAAAGCGCAUUAUAAAUCGUUUCAUAUACGAUAUUUGAGUUUAUUGCUACAUUUCCGCGAGCUUUCUUCACUUUUCGGCGACUUUUCCAUCAAAAGGAGUAGUGAAAACUGAUAUGUGGAUACUGCUGAUAAUAAAUGAAUCGAACAUUUGCCUGUCUCGGAAUCAGUCGUUUCUUUUUGGCUUGUAUUUCAAAAUUGAUGAGCUACCGUAUUGCUUUCACUCUUUCAGUAAGAAGAAUUGGAGUUGCCGUGGUCACAACAUUAUCCUUGAGUAUUUUAAAAUUGUACUGUUGAUUGCAAGAUGAUUGUAUUCAUCAAAUGCAGAUCAAUUCUGAUAAUCGAGGAUGACAAUGGGGCCGUGGUUCUAAUUUUCUUAUACUUUACAGGCGAUCACAAACAGAAACAAUUAUUGUAAUAGCAUUUAUCUCGGCCAUAUUUUUACAAUUGUUAAUAUUGGCCCCUGGUGGGUCUCCGGCGGUUUAUUAUUAAUUAGUGAUUAUUGUUUUGACUUUAUGCAUUAUUGGUUACUCAUGAAAUUGGGCGCGAAAACUCAUGAGGUGUCACGUCGUGAGUUUUCCCGGGCUGUGAGCGGCGCUCGAAGGUACACUGAAUUUUGAUCGCGUUCUUUUUUUGUCGACGACAAUGCGUAUAUUAGUACAUCCUAUAAAUCGUGUUAUCGGGCCUAAAGGCACUUCGAGCUAGCCACAAGCAGAGGGGAUGGCUCCUCACCGUGGAACCUCAAAGAUUUUCGCGCGUGAGUAAAUCGUCCGGUCAUUUCUAAAAUUAACUUCGGUCGACCAUGCACCGGGCAGGUCGUUUUUUUUUUUUAUAUUAAAUCACUGACCCGCUUGCAUGCGGCAAUCGACUCGAUUUGACUUUUCGAAACAAGAGCCGGGCGUAUCACAUACAUCGGCUCGACUGACAAUACGAGUAUCGUAGACUGUCACGAGAGUACGAAAUAGAGCGCGAACAAGAGUGAGAGAAAGGGAAAGAAAGAGAGA
Molecule: messenger RNA, 2447 nt
Organism: Trachymyrmex septentrionalis
Lineage: Eukaryota; Metazoa; Arthropoda; Insecta; Hymenoptera; Formicidae
Gene: yps
Product: nuclease-sensitive element-binding protein 1
Exons: 7
Coding region: 1-975 (324 amino acids)
Biological process (GO): regulation of gene expression
Cellular component (GO): nucleus
Molecular function (GO): nucleic acid binding
Source: RefSeq, a predicted model, not a curated record